This is a messenger RNA of Tupaia belangeri chinensis (Chinese tree shrew), 1662 nucleotides long. Its product is annotated as vomeronasal type-2 receptor 116-like. Gene Ontology annotation, molecular function: G protein-coupled receptor activity. The transcript has 5 exons. Gene Ontology annotation, cellular component: plasma membrane. NCBI's taxonomy places the organism in Eukaryota, Metazoa, Chordata, Mammalia, Scandentia, Tupaiidae. The record is from RefSeq and is a predicted model, not a curated record. Gene Ontology annotation, biological process: G protein-coupled receptor signaling pathway.
AUGAGUAAAUUAUCUGAACAUGGAGACACUCCAGAGCCCUGUGCACCACAAAAGAGAAGGUACCAAUGGAAGAAUUACCAAUAUGCCCUGUCCUUUCUCUUUGCCAUUGAGGAGAUCAAUAAGAGCCUCCAUUUGCUCCCUAACCUUUCCCUUGGUUAUGAUCUCUACAAUGCAUUUACUAGUGACAAAAGAACUUUACAAAAUCCUCUGUUUUUGCUCUCUGGAGGGAAUCAGAUCCUGCCAAACUACAACUGCCAGACACAGAAACAACCUGUUGCUAUCAUUACAGGAGACACGCCAACAUUUUCAGCCCAAGUUGGAACCCUUUUGGAACUCUCUAAAAUCCCACAGGUCACAUAUGGUCCUUUUGACUCCAUUCUAAGUGAUAAAGACCAAUUUCCAUCAGUUUAUCAGAUGGCCACCAAGGACAGCUCUCUGGCUCAUGGAAUCGUCUGUUUGUUGCUGCAUUUUGGUUGGACGCUUCAUCCAUUUCUGAGGAAAAACCAACUGACAAACAGCACUGGGUACAACGUGCCCCUGUAUGAAGAAAGAAAUAUGAUACAGUAUGAUAUUCACAAUCUUGUGAGAUUUCCUAAUCACAGUUGGCUUUUGGUUAAAGUAGGAGACUUUAUCUACAGGAAUUCCUAUGAUCAAGGUUUGGACAUCAGAGAAGAGAUGAUAAAGUGGACAUUUGCUUUUGCUCCAAAUGCAAAGCAGUGUAUCCAGUGCCCUUCUCAAGAGUAUCCAAACAGUGAGAGAACUCACUGCCUUCUCAAGUCUGUGACAUUCCUAGAUUUUGAGGAUGCUUUGGGAACAGCCAUGGCCUGCAUGGCUCUGUGUUUCUUUGUCCUCACAGUAGUAGUUUUGGGAGGUUUUGUGAAGCACCGAGACACUCCCAUUGUCAAGGCCAACAACCAGGCUCUCAGCUUCAUUCUGCUCAUCUCCCUCCUACUGUGCUUCCUCUGAUCCUUGCUCUUCAUUGGCCAUCCUAAUGCAGCCACCUGUGUCCUCCAACAAGUUGCAUUUGGCCUUGUGUUCACUGUGGCUGUUUCCACUGUUUUGACCAAAACCAUUACUGUGAUUUUGGCAUUCAAAACCAUGAAACCUGGAAGAACAAAGAGAUGCUUGCUGCUCUCAGGGGCUUCUAACUCUGUCAUUCCCAUUUGCUCCCUGAUCCAAAUGAUUAUCUGUGGAAUCUGGCUGGGAACCUCUCCCCCUUUCAUUGACAUAGACUCACAUUCUGAGCCCAGAAACCUCAUCAUUGUGUGCAACAAGGGCUCAGUCACUGCCUUCUACUGUGUCCUGGGCUACCCGGGCUUCUUGGCUGUGGGGAGUUUCACUGUGGCUUUUCUGGCCAGGAAACUUCCUGAUACAUUCAAUGAAGCCAAGUUCCUCACAUUCAGCAUGCUGGUAUUCUGCAGUGUCUGGGUCAUAUUUGUCCCCGUCUACCACAGCACCAAGGGGAAGUUCAUGGUGGCUGUGGAAGUCUUCUCCAUCUUGGCCUCCAGUGCAGGGCUCUUAGGCUGCAUCUUUGCCCCCAAGUGUUACAUUAUUCAUAUAAGACCCAAUGAGAACUCCUGGAAAGCUUUAAAAAACAGAAGGGGUUCCAAAUUAAACAGACAUUCUAAGGUUUUAUCUCAUAAGCCUGUAUCACAAUUUUAG